Aricia agestis (brown argus) is the source of this 874-nucleotide messenger RNA. RefSeq names its product GPI-anchored hemophore cfmA-like. The transcript has 5 exons. NCBI's taxonomy places the organism in Eukaryota, Metazoa, Arthropoda, Insecta, Lepidoptera, Lycaenidae. The coding region runs from base 263 to 712 and encodes 149 amino acids. The record is from RefSeq and is a predicted model, not a curated record.
AAGAACAAAGAAGAUCCAAAAUGGCCUUCCGCAACUUCUGUGUCUGCGUUCUGCUUGCUUUGGAGCAAUGGUUUUCAGACAUACUUCACUAUUAAGCUUGAUGAUAAUGACCAUGAUAAUGAUCUUGAUGGAUGGUGCCAUGAUUGGCAGGAUGAGAGCAUAGCUGUCGGCUGUCUACAGUAAAUUUAAGAGUCGAAAUCGAUUUUAAGUAUCAGAGGCAGUGGGAAACGUCAUCACGGCUGAGGAGGAGAGGUUUUGGCCCAUGUCUUUCAACCCCUUGGACUUCUUCAACAUGUUCUUCAGCGGUAGCAUCGGUAACAGCUCCCGAACCAAGAGGGCCUUACCUUACUUCGCCAGCUGCAACUAUACCAAUUCUAGCCAGGCCGGAUUGCAAUGCCGCGACUGUAACACAGCAUCCCGCUGCUACCCCAACAACAGGGCGCUAGUGAGGUCCUGCAGCGGGUUCUUUCCGUACUGCAACAACGGCCGCUGCUCCUUCCAGCCCGGACCGCUGUGCAGCUCCGGCUCGUCCAGCUCCGGAUCUGGAUCCGGAUCUGGAUCUGGAUCUGGAUCUGGAUCUGGAUCUGGAUCUGGAUCUGGAUCCGGAUCGGGAUCUGGAUCCGGAUCUGGAUCCGGAUCCGGCUCCGGAUCUGGAUCCGGGUCCGGCUCCGACAGCUCCAACUCCAGUAGCACCAACUCUACCUCCGGCUAAAUGUAAAGACGCGGCUGGUUACGUUUUUGCGAAAACUCCGAUUUACAUCAUUCAAUUAAAUAAUUUUCAAAUUUAGUUAACCCUAUCUAAAUAUGGUCAAUUAUUGUAAUUCCUAUUGACACUCGUAUAAUUGGUGUGAAAAUAAAUAAACAUUUUCGAACA